Molecule: messenger RNA, 1491 nt
Organism: Aspergillus heteromorphus CBS 117.55
Lineage: Eukaryota; Fungi; Ascomycota; Eurotiomycetes; Eurotiales; Aspergillaceae
Product: fungal specific transcription factor domain-containing protein
Exons: 3
Biological process (GO): DNA-templated transcription
Molecular function (GO): zinc ion binding; DNA binding
Source: RefSeq, a predicted model, not a curated record
CAAGUAGACCUACCAUCUAGGUUGCAUGACUCUACAUCGGCGCCUGGUUUCGGAACCCAGACAAAUCUGCAUGUUGCCGGGCAUACUCUCGGAAAUCUGUGCACAUCCAAUGGCCUGCCUUUUUUCUCGCCUAGUGGCCAACAAUGGGUCAAGUCAUGCACCGGGGAAGACGUGGAUCAGGCCUAUUUUUCUCCCCAGCCAUCGGUAUCCUAUGAGGCCGCCUCUUCGGGCGCCUUACAGCCGUUGAUGCUCCCGGACAAGGGCAUUCUCCAUAAUUUACUUCAUGAAUGGGAGGCUCAAAUCUUCUCCCUGCUCUUUCCCUUCAUCAACCGAGAAUUCUUCCACUCUACGAUUGAUGCCGCCUACCAUGGCAGAACGUCCACCAUAUCCCCCGGGACUGCUAGUGCUAGGGCCUGUGUCUAUGCGUUUACGGCACUGUGUCUAUCAAUGUCUCAUCAGGUGUCUGGAAGUGACUUGAUGAAUGCGGAAGAUUAUAUUAACGAGGCUUUUGGAUUGCUGCCUUCCAUGUUUAUGGACUCUUUUACCAUCGACGGUUUACAGACAUUGGCGAUGCUGGUCAUCUGCUCUUUUGCCAUGCUGGGCAAUGUACAUCUCGUCGAACUAGCGCUGUCAUCGGCCAACCGAUUCAUCAUCCAUCUAAAGGGCCACCUUGCUCCAGUUUAUACGAAUCAGGAGCAAUUUAGACGGGACUCGCAUAUCCGAAAUCUGUUCUGGGUCUGUUUCCUAUUCGACAAAGAGUUCAGCUUGCGGACUGGCGAUCUGCCAUGCAUCGACGACAAUCUCUGUGACCUGACUCUCCCCGCAGACACAUCCGAGGGCUCCUCUCCAGAGUUCGUUGCAUGCCUACGCAUCGCCGUUCUCCAAUCCCAGAUCUACCGCGGUCUCUACUCCGUGCCCGCCCUGCGCCAGACAGACGCCCAGCUACUCGGCACAAUUCGGGAUCUCGACAACGCCCUAGAAGUCUGGCGAUCGUCCGUCCCCUUCAGCAAUCGCCCACGAUUCAACGACCGAGACUCCCACGCUCUCAGCACCCCCGACACCAUCUUUCAACUCCAAUACCUCUACUGCAUGACCAUGAUCCACCAAGCCAGCGGCCGCUGCUCCUCCUGGGUCCAAAACAAAGACACGUCCGAAGCGGGAUCAAGCCUCGCCAUCAGCGUCGAAGCAAGUCGCUCGUUGCUGCAGAAACUCCUAGACGAUCGCCUCCAUCUGGAUCGGAAUAACCUGCGAUUUUGCCUCCCCUAUUUUAUAACUGCCAUUUGCCACAUUUUCUGCAACAUUCUUCUCAAGCCCGUGGCGCACAGCAGCCGGGAUGAUCUACAUCUCAUAGUCUCCGUGCCUAGGCAUGUCCGCGCGCGUUUAUCGGCCGAAAUGACCUUGCCCGUGAAGCAAGUCGAUGUCUUCGAGGGGUUUGUUAUGGAGUUGGAACGCCUUUCGCUCCGUGCAUUUCAGAAUGCGCAGGGAGUAUGA